Molecule: messenger RNA, 2184 nt
Organism: Diversispora eburnea
Lineage: Eukaryota; Fungi; Glomeromycota; Glomeromycetes; Diversisporales; Diversisporaceae
Source: the annotation of a GenBank genome assembly
AUGUCGAACUUGAAAGACCUAUUGAAAGAGGUAAACAAUGCUGUUAUUUCUUCAAGUCCACAAUCGGUCAUUGAUUUAAUAGAGGAUUUUAAAGGCACUACUAUGGAUCGCGAAAAAACCGAAAAAGUUUCAGCUGGAUUGUUAAACAUCUUUAAGUCCGUACGAGAUCAUUCACAAAAAUUAGAUACUUAUUUCAAAUGUUUUAGAGCAUUAAUACCAAUCUUAGGACCAGAUAUAAUUAUUUCAGAAUUAUGGGAUCCAGUUUUAGUUCCAAUCCUUCAUUCACCCUUUCAACCGAAAUAUAUAGUGGAAGAAGUUAAAGGAAUAACUCGAGAUAUAUUAACCAAUGAAACGGAACGAGUAAUAACAUUUAGGAAAAGAAUUCUUGAAAUUUAUUUAAAAGAAUCAAGUAUGGUGGGAAAAGCGGCGGGACAGGAUCAAGGAGAAAUAGGGGAACAAAUACAUGCAUUCUGGUAUCGAAAUUUAAAUAAUAUACUUAGAAGUUUUGGUGGUGUUAAAACAAAGGAUUUCUUUGAUCUUUUAAAUUCAUACUUUAUUCAAAAACAAUAUCGAUUACAAGUUUUAUCAUUAUUAACUGAAUUUAUAAGAUCACAAAACUUAUAUAUUCACCAAAUUCUAGAAACUCCUUUACUCGAUUCAUUAUUUAAAUCUUUACAGAGAGAUACAUCAACUACCAUAAUUUCUUUAUCUUUGACAGCACUCAUUAUGCUUUUACCUCAUAUAUGUAUAUCAGUAGUUCCUUAUCUUCCACGUCUUUAUACAGUAUUUAUUAGAAUUUUAUUAUGGGAUAAACAUAAUUUUGGAUCUAUUAAUUCUGAAGGAGAUGAUUAUGAAUUAAUUGAUGAUGUCACGAUGUUUCCAGAAGUUCCUCAAGUUCAUGAUUUACCAAAAAUAAAUAUUACAAAUGAUGAAGAUUCAUGGGAUCAAUGUGGUAGUGAUCCAACAACUUGGUUUAAAGAAAGGAAUUUUCCAUCCUUUUAUGAAGGAAUAGGUGAUGCUGUAAUACGUUCUAGAAGUAUGCCAUUAUUAAGACGUCAUACAUUACAUCCCAAUCUUAUUCUUAGUGAUAGUCAAAAAGAACUUUCUGAUACUUCAAGAUGGAUGAAAGUUGAAUCUGCUGAUGUAGUAGCUGAAUGUGUUGAAUUAAAAGAAUUGGAAGAUACGACAACAGAAAAAGUUCGAAGAGUUUCACAAUCAAUUUCUAUGCAAGAAAUUGUGGAUGUUCAUAAAGCUUUAAAGAGUGGAGUUGAUAUUGUUGUAGGCGAUGAUCCUUGGGCCUCAAAGAUAAUUUCAUAUUCAAAUGUACCAUCUUCGUUAUUGCAUCCACCACCAUCAUUACCACUUCCUUCAUUACCACAAGAAUCUCCACUACCACAAAAAACGCAAAAACCUUUAUUAUUACAACAAGCUAGUAUUUCAUUUCUUCAGCGAGAAAUAAUGUUAUUACGAAAUGAAUUAAAUUUUGAACUUUAUUUAAAACAACAAUAUCUUCAACACAUUGGUCGUUUACAUCGAGAUCAUAUAUUAGAUAGUCGAGUGGAAGCCGAACAUCAAAAUUUAUAUAUUACCUAUAGAAAUUUAAGGGUUCAAUUGGAUAAAACUAAAGAAGCUUUUAAUCGACAAAAAGAUGAAACUGCCAGUAUAAAGAAAAAACAUAUCAAAUGGGAAGAUGAAUUAAAAGUGAAAUUGAGAAAAUAUCGAAAUGAAGCGAAUGAACGGAAAUCAGAAAUUGAUAAAUUAGAACAAGAAUUAAGGGAGGCUAAACUCACUAUUAAUAUACAAGCUAAACAGAUUGAAGAAUCCAAUGCAAAGAAUUUUAAACUUGAAAGUGAAAUCAAAGUGCAUGAACCACAAAUUCAAAAAUUGAAUGAAUAUAAAAAUCAAAUUAAUCAAUUAACCAAACAACUUGUGAUUUGGGAAUCGGAUUCACGUAAAUUUCAAGAACAAAAAUUACUUAUGGAAACUCUUGUAGGACAAUGGCAUAAGAUGGAAUUUAAAUUAGAAUCUAGUGAAGUUGAAAUUAAAUCUUUAAAGUCACUUGUUAGAGAUAAACGAGAUAAUGCAUUUAAAAAAUUGGAAAUUCAAUAUGAAAAAGUUACGAAAAGAAAUGAAGAAUUGGAGUGGCGAAAUAUGGAACUUUUGGCACGAGUAGAAUCUCGAUGA